Aspergillus clavatus NRRL 1 is the source of this 2619-nucleotide messenger RNA. RefSeq lists its product as uncharacterized. Gene Ontology annotation, cellular component: fungal-type vacuole membrane. The coding region runs from base 1 to 2619 and encodes 872 amino acids. The record is from RefSeq and is a predicted model, not a curated record. The transcript has 5 exons. NCBI's taxonomy places the organism in Eukaryota, Fungi, Ascomycota, Eurotiomycetes, Eurotiales, Aspergillaceae.
AUGGCUGAUGAGGAAAGCAGACCUCUGCUCCACGUGAAUACCAUGUCCCCGUCAUCUAACCAACCUCAUUCUCCCGGCGUCUCAUCUUCUUCCCCAGUAGCUCAGCCGGAUCGAUCAUUUGAGCUGUCGUCGGAGUCGACACCCCUGUUAGCCCGUCGGGAUGCUGAUGGACUUGUCGCAUAUGGAACGGAGCCAGAGGCCGCAUCGGAGCUAUCAGCACAGUCUGAGACCUCUACCUUUCACAGCUACUAUAAAGAAUUAGGAAGCAGGAUCCGGUGGCCGAUCAUCUGCGCUCUUGUCACACUCUCUGCGAUCAUCUCCAUACUUGUGUUCGCCUUUUUUGCACCCGCUGCUGUCAAGGAGUAUGCCAAGGAAGCCGCAGUGUUCCAUCCUACGGAAAUCUCCAUUGAUUCGGCUACGGCGGACGGACUUCGGACCAGAGUUCAGGGUGAAUUCGUGCUAGACGCGAAUCGCGUACAGAAGCAACCAGUGCGGACCCUGGGUCGCCUCGUCACAUGGAUUGGCAGGGAGGUUGAAACAGGUCAAUCGGAAGUGCAGGUUUACCUUCCAGAAUAUGGCAAUAUCCUUGUUGGAACAGCAUAUAUACCUUCCAUCAAAUUCAACAUUCGAAAUGGCCACACGAAUAACGUCGACUUUUUGGCGGACUUGACGGCCGGCGACAUACAGGGUAUUCGGGCUGUGGCGGGCGACUGGCUAGAGGGCAGACUUGGCCAGCUCAGGGUCAAGGGACGGGCGACUGUACACCUCAAGUCUGGCUUAUUUGGUCUAGGUGAACAGACUUUGUCAGACUCGGUGACUUUUGAAGACAAGGACUUCCCUACUCUGCCGGACGUCAAAAUUUCGAGAUUGAAUGUUUAUGACGUAGACUCUCCGGAUUCGCACGGCGCGUUGGCAUUCGAUGUAUCGCUUUCUGCUCUGAUCGACUCUCCCCUGUCUUUGACUGUACCUCCACUUGGUUUUGAACUCCUUGUGCCGAAUUGUUCUCCGGGAGACCCGCAUAUCUCGGUUGCAAGUGCCGCCACGAAAGAAAUACAGAUAGUACCCGACCACAGCACCGCCUUGGACGUGGCUGGUCUAAUGCAGGGGCUCUCAGAUGAAUUAACAACGGCCUGUCCUGGGCGGAAAGACUCACCUCUCGACUUCCUUGUCAAGAGCUACAUGAACGGCCUUGAAACUACAGUUUAUGUCCGUGGAGCGGAUGAUCCGACGCUCGGAAGCCCUCCUUGGAUGGUAGAUAUCCUCAAGAGCAUAACUGUGCCAUUGCCGUUUACCGGACGCGCGUUGGAUAAUCUCAUCAAAAACUACACCAUGUCGGACGUGCACUUCAGCCUUCCCAAUCCAUUCGCCGAACCUGACUCGGAAGAAUCUCAGCCGAGGAUAUCUGCUCUAGUAAAGGUGCUCAUUGCACUGCCAGAGCAGAUUAAUCUUCGCAUAGACAUCCCACACAUCCGUGCUGAUGCCGAUGUCUUCUAUCAUGGAAAUAAGCUUGGGAUCAUGAAGAUUCCAAAGUGGCAGCCUGCUCAUGCAAGCUAUGUCAAUGACACGGAUGGCUCUCCGGCACUGUCCGUAGAGUUCGCCAUGAAAAAUGUGCCAUUACAUGUCACCGAUGAAGAUGUCUUGACUGAAAUACUCCAAUCUCUAGUCUUUGAAGGAAAGCCGAUUGAUCUCCAUGUGGUCGCGGCCGUUGAUGCCGAAGUAUCUACGGGGCUUGGCCAGUUUGCUGUCCGAGGAAUACCUGCGGAGGGGACUGUAACGGUCAACCCCCCGUAUUCCGGCUCGUUUGAUCAACUGCAGCCAAAUCUUGAGUCUUUAGAAAUCGGACGUACAACCGAAACUUCAAUGCUUGUCAGGACUAGGGUGAAUGCCACCAACCCAACCGAAUACGCGGUAUCUGUGCCGUAUACCGACUUUGUGAUGCUGUACAAUGGGACUCAAGUUGCUCAUAUCACAGCGCGUGAUGUCCUACUUGACCCCAAGGCAGAUUCUGUCAUCCAUGUUGAUUUUCUAUGGAACCCAUCUGAGGGUGGUUCGGGUGGCCUCAAUGCUGGCAGGGAAUUUCUGUCCAAAUGCGCUUCAGGAGCAAAUAUUACCGUGACAGUGCAAGGCCACGAGAGGACAAUUCCUGCACUGCCAAAGUUGGGACGAGCCUUAUCAAGGCUAAGGUUCGAGUUUCAACUCCCCAAAUUGACUAUUCCUGGAUCGCCAAAGCCACCCGGUGGUGGGGAUGGGGAGACCAAGUUCAUUCAGGAAGCCACGAUGCACCUCUUAUCAUCAACGGCUGAGUUCACACUAUUCUCGCCUCUACCCAAAACACUAAUAGAGAUUACAUCGGUAGAAGCCAAUGCAUACUACAUGGGACAAGAAGAAGUGGGUAGUAUCGACUACGCCAUCCCAUUUCAAGUGCCCCCGGGUAUUUCAACAACUCCGCGGCUACCCGUUGAGAUGAAUCUGGGCAGCAUUGGGUAUGAUGCCUUGAGACGAGCCUUGGGGGGCGCACUUGAACUUGAUGCAGUGGCUACGGUUUGCAUUAGGGUUGGACAAUAUAAGGCAAUCAUUGAUUACCAGGGUAAUGGGCUCCGUGCCAAUGUCAAGCUCUAA